AUGAGGACCAAUAGAUCUCCAGAGGAGAGCACUGAGGGAGAUGCCGGGAGAACAGAGUGGAAGCCCAUGGUGAGAGAUGCUUUCAAAGACAUCUCCGUAUACUUCUCCAAGGAAGAAUGGGAAGAGAUGGGAAAAUGGGAAAUAAUCCGAUAUAGGAAUGUGAAAAGAAACUACGAAGCGCUGAUUGCUAUAGGUUUCGGAGCCACUCGACCGGAUUUCAUGCCUCACCGCAGGCAGGUCAUCAAGCCCCAGGUAGAUGACACUGAGGAUUCUGAUGAAGAAUGGACACCAAGGCAGCAAGGUAAACCUUGCUCGAUGGCCUUGAGAGCGGAGCACAGUAAACACCAGAAGAGAAUGUCCAGGGCACCAUUAAGUAAGGAAUCUAGUUUGAUGGAAUUGCCGGGAGCAGCAAAAUCACUGAAAACAAGUGGCUCCAAGCAGGCUCAGAAACCAGUGCCCCAUCACAGAAAAGCAAGGACCCCUGGACAGCACCCCAGAGAAAAAGUCGAACUCAGAGGAAAGGAGACUGGAGUGAAGCGGUACAGUCUACGAGAAAGAAAGGGCCAUGUGUACCAAGAGGUCAGCCAGCCCCAGGAUGAUGACUACCUCUAUUGUGAGGAGUGUCAGAACUUCUUCAUCGACAGCUGUGCUGCCCAUGGGCCCCCAACCUUUGUAAAGGACUGUGCAGUGGAAAAGGGGCAUGCCAACCGCUCAGCCCUCACUCUGCCCCCUGGAUUAAGCAUCAGACUGUCGGGCAUACCUGAUGCUGGGCUUGGAGUGUGGAACGAGGCGUCCGAUCUGCCACUGGGCCUGCACUUUGGCCCCUAUGAGGGCCAGAUCACAGACGAUGAAGAGGCCGCCAAGACUGGAUACGCCUGGCAGAUCACCAAAGCAAGGAACUGCUACGAAUAUGUGGAUGGAAAGGACACGUCUUGGGCCAACUGGAUGAGGUAUGUGAACUGUGCCCGGGACGAUGAGGAGCAGAACCUGGUGGCCUUCCAGUAUCACGGGCAGAUCUUCUACCGAACCUGCCAGGUGGUCAGCCCGGGCUGUGAGCUGCUGGUCUGGUAUGGGGAUGAGUAUGGUCAGGACCUUGGCAUCAAGAGGAACAGCAGGGGUAAGAGUGAGCUCGCGACCGGGAGAGAACCGAAGCCCAAGAUCCACCCAUGUGCCUCCUGCUCUCUGGCCUUCUCCAGUCAGAAAUUUCUCAGCCAACACACCCAACGCAGUCACCCCUCUAAGAAUCUCCUGAGACCAUCUGAAAGAGACCUCCUCCAACUAGAGGAUCCCUGCCCAGGCAAUCAAAAUCAGCGAUACACAGACCCACAGAGCCCUAGCAACAAACCUGAGGGUCAGGAGGUCAAGGAGAGACCCCAACAAUUGCUGAAAAGCAUAAGGCUGAAGAGGAUUUCAAGGGCCUCUGUCUACUCACCCGGAGGACAAAUGGGGGGUUCUGGGGUGCAUGAGAGAAAGACAGACGAGCCCAGCACAAGCCAGAAACUGAAUCCAGAGGACACAGGCACAUUGCUCACGGGGGCAGGGGUCUCGAGGAUUAUGAGGUUCACGUACGGAGAGUGUGGACAAGUCUUCAGUCAGAAGUCAGAUUUCAUCAGACACCAGAGGACACACACAGGGGAGAAGCCCUAUGUUUGUGGGGAGUGUGGGCGAAGCUUCCAUCGGAAGUACACCUUCAUCAGACACCAGAGAACACACACAGGGGAGAAGCCCUAUGUUUGUGGGGAGUGUGGGCGAAGCUUCACUCAGAAGUUCCAUCUUAUCUCACACCAGAGGACACACACAAAGGGGUUCAGGAGCCUGAAGUCCGCCCGCCCACCAGAAGAAACCAAGGGGAGAGUGGGCCAUGGGGAGGGGCCGGAGGGUGCGAAGUCCAAGACUCGGGACAACGGCCCUCAGUCCCCUCCGUGUGCCAGGCUUGUGAAGCGUCUCUACAUGAACCGUGACAGCGGUCAGGCCCCACCUGACACCGUGACUGCCCUGCACGGGCACACAGGACACCAGCAAUCAUGGGACGGACAGCCAGCUGCCUCCGCCGCAAGCUCCACCCUGACCACGGCGGCCCCGUGGCUGUACCAGCCCCGCCGGCGCGCGGCUCUGCUUGGCUGCCAGGGCUCAGGAACCCUGGUGAGGGGCCCCCAAGACACCAAGCUGGGGUUGGCGAUGGGCGAGCUGGAUGCCAGGGAACCCGAGACCCUGCAGCAGGACAGCGGCCAGGCCUCACCUGACACCGUGACUGCCCUGCACGGGCACACAGGACACCAGCAAUCAUGGGACGGACAGCCAGCUGCCUCCACCGCACGCUCCACCCUGACCACGGGGAAGGUGUUUGGCAACAUCAGCCACAAAGACACUAAAGAGGAGCAAGGCCACGGCAGGCGGAGCAGGGUGUUCCUAGGGCAGCAGACGGGCCUUGGACACUCCAUGCUGGACCCCUGCCCCACCGGCUUCUCCUCCUUCUUGCUGGGCAUGCAGCUUUCAAACCUGCUGGGUGCCCGCCAGUGA
This is a messenger RNA of Dama dama (fallow deer), 2520 nucleotides long. Its product is annotated as histone-lysine N-methyltransferase PRDM9-like. Gene Ontology annotation, molecular function: histone H3K4 methyltransferase activity; protein binding; recombination hotspot binding. NCBI's taxonomy places the organism in Eukaryota, Metazoa, Chordata, Mammalia, Artiodactyla, Cervidae. Gene Ontology annotation, cellular component: nucleus. Gene Ontology annotation, biological process: regulation of DNA-templated transcription; positive regulation of reciprocal meiotic recombination. The record is from RefSeq and is a predicted model, not a curated record. The transcript is spliced from 16 exons. Bases 1 to 2520 code for a protein of 839 amino acids.